Molecule: messenger RNA, 3892 nt
Organism: Populus nigra (black poplar)
Lineage: Eukaryota; Viridiplantae; Streptophyta; Magnoliopsida; Malpighiales; Salicaceae
Product: pentatricopeptide repeat-containing protein At2g26790, mitochondrial-like
Exons: 9
Coding region: 477-2873 (798 amino acids)
Molecular function (GO): protein binding
Source: RefSeq, a predicted model, not a curated record
CAUAAAACUAAACAGCAGCAGCAGCAGCCACCCAUGACCCUCCUCCUCCCUCUCUCCCUCCUUCCCUCUCUCUCUCCCCGACUCACCGCGCCACUACCCUCCCCCCUCUCUACCGCCCUGCAAAGCUGACAACAUCACCCCACAACACUCCCUCCUCCAUCCCGCUCGCUCAGUGCAGUUGACAGCUGCACGCACCACCUCUCUCUCUCUCUCUCUCUCUCUCUCUCUCUCUCUCGUCCACCACACCACCCACUCUUUUGCCCAGCACAGCAACCACCUCUCUCUCAGGUUCUAGCGAUUCAAUACUUACCCCAUAACUUAUGACAUAUUGCACACAACAGGUCUAUUCUCAGCUGAGCAGAAAAGUUCUAGGCACAAAUGCAAUAUCUCAAGUAUCAUGCUUGAGAUGGAUCACCUGGUGGAAGUGUUUAUGAAUGUGUUAUAGGUGAGCUUCAAGAGAUAACAACUUUAAUGAGAUGGGUGGGCAGUGUGCACACUUCGGGACACGAGUAAUGAGGAGUAGUAAACUAUUGACCCACUUCACCUCUAAUUCCAGAUCCUUUUCCACUGCAUCAUUUGCUGGCUUGACCAGCACCAGCACCACUCCCUCUGCUAAUAACCACACAGACCCCGCAAAAGAUGAUGACCAACAACAGCCAUUACAAUCACACAAGAUAGUUGAUACCUUAUACAACCUUAAGAAUCAGCCUCACCUUGCUUUCUCCAUCUUUUCCCACCUAAAAAACCCCGACAUCCCCGCCUAUGCUGCCAUCAUUCGAAUCCUUUGUCAUUGGGGUCUCCACAAGAUGCUCCACUCCAUUUUCCUUCAUCUUCACCAAAAUAACAACGACUUUACUUCUUUCGAUAUUUCCCAUUUGCUUGACAUGCUUUCUCUCCCUCAUCAUAUUGACAUUGAUCUUGAAAAGGAGGACACUGUGAAGCAUCGCUCUUCUUUCUUGAUCCAAGUCUAUGAUGCCUUGGUCAAGUCCUAUGUCACUGCAGGCAUGCUUGAUGAGGCUAUCAAUGCUUUGUUUCAGAUCAAAAGGCGCGGAUUCCUGCCCCAUAUUUUCACCUUUAACUAUCUCAUGAACAAAUUGAUUGCAAAUGGUAAAGUGGAUGCGGCUUUGGCCAUUUACAAGCAGUUGAAGAGUUUGGGUUUGAACCCCAAUGACUACACCUAUUCCAUCAUCAUAAAGGCCUUUUGCAGAAAGGGCAGUUUAGUGGAGGCCUCGAAUGUCUUUCAGGAGAUGGAACUUUGUGGGGUCAUUCCUAAUGCUUAUGCUUACACAACUUAUAUUGAAGGACUCUGUGCAAAUCAGAGGUCAGACUUCGGAUAUCAGGUGCUUCAAGCGUGGAAAGAAGGCAACAUUCCUAUUGAUGUGUAUGCUUAUGUGGCUGUAAUUCGUGGAUUUUGUAAUGAGAUGAAAAUGGACCGAGCAGAGGUUGUCUUGGGAGACAUGGAAAAACAAGAGUUGAUUUCUGAUGCGCGUUGCUAUAGUGAAUUGAUUCGUGGAUAUUGCAAGGCUGGGGAUCUUUCGAAAGCCUUGGCACUCCACAAUGACAUGGAAUCAAAAGGUAUCAAAACAAAUUGUGUCAUUGUCAGCACAAUUCUCCAAUACUUUUGUGAGAAGGGAAUGUAUUCCCAAGUGGUGGAAGAAUUUAAAAGAUUUAAGGAUUUAAGAAUUUUUCUAGAUGAGGUUUCAUACAACAUUGUGGUUGAUGCUUUAUGCAAACUAGAGAAAGUGGAUCAAGCUGUAGCAUUGCUGGAUGAAAUGAAGGGUAAGCAAAUGGAUAUGGACAUUAUGCACUACACAACUCUAAUAAAUGGGUAUUGUCACGUAGGAAAGCUGGUUGAUGCAUUUAGGGUAUUUGAGGAAAUGGAAGGAAAGGGUUUGAAGCCAGAUGCUGUCACUUUCAACAUACUUCUUGCUGCCUUUUCUAGGAGAGGCCUUGCAAACGAGGCGCUUAAGCUCUAUGAAUAUAUGAAGUCACAGGAUCUAAAACCUAAUGCUAUUACACACAAUGUGAUGAUUGAAGGUUUAUGUAUUGGAGGCAAAGUGACUGAAGCUGAAGCAUUUUUCUGUAACAUGGAGGAUAAGAGUAUAGAUAAUUAUGGUGCCAUGAUUACUGGGUACUGUGAGGCUAAACAUACUGAAAAGGCCUCUGAACUUUUCUUUAAACUUUCAGAACGGGGUCUUCUAAUGGAUAGAGGUUAUAUCUAUAAGCUACUUGAAAAACUCUGUGAGGAAGGUGAAAAGGAUAGAGCUCUUUGGUUGCUUAAGACAAUGUUGGAUUUGAAUAUGGAACCUAGCAAGGACAUGUAUGGUAAAGUCAUUACUGCUUGUUAUCGGGCUGGAGAUAUGAGAAAUGCAGAGGCAGUUUUCGACAUUUUAUGUAAGAGUGGAUUAACUCCUGACAUUUUUACCUACACAACAAUGAUAAAUGUUUGUUGCAGACAGAAUCGCUUGUCGGAAGCCCGCAAACUUUUCCAGGAUAUGAAGCACAGAGGAAUUAAGCCUGAUCUAGUUACUUUUACUGUUAUGCUGGAUGGACAUUUAAAGAGAGUACAUUCUGAAGCAUUUGCAAGGAAAAGAAAGGAAGUAAAUUUCGCUGCUUCAAAUAUUUGGAGAGAAAUGCAGAAUACAGAAAUCAGACCAGAUGUUAUUUGUUACACAGCUUUGAUUGAUGGGCAUUGUAAGGUAGACAGACUUGAGGAUGCCAUAGGCCUCUAUGAUGAAAUGAUGUAUAGAGGAGUAGAACCCGAUAGAGCAACAUGCACAGCUCUUCUGUCUGGCUGUCGUAACAGGGGAGAUGUUGAUAUGGUACUUACAAAACUGAACCUUAUUAAUCUUACAUCUGUCAAGAAGAUGUAACCAGAUGACCACACUCAAUAAUGGCUGGAUGAAGCUGUGAAAAGUUUCAGUUUCGUAAGUAGACCACAUCCCUUGCCAGAAAUUUGCUCUAGAAAUACAGUCAACUACUGUUUGCAGAACUGAGCCAACAUUCACUCAACCCAGAUCCUACUUCCAUGCUUAAGUUGAGCUUGGAUAGUUUAUCAAGUGUGAUCUUGAAAAUGAGGAUGGAAAUGAACAUGGCUUUGAAAGAGAUAUGAUGUGAUCUGCAAUGACUUCAUAUGGAAAAGGAAGAUCGCUUUGCUUGAAAGAGACCCUGCAAGGUCAAGCUGAGAAUGCGGGAUGUGCAAUUUCUGGGUGGUUUUUUAUUAUUGGAAAGAGAAGUUGAUUUGAACAUUAAAUUAUAGACACUACACUAUGGUAAUGUUAAUACGAGUGGGAGAGUUUGAGAGAUGUUGCUUCGAAGGAAGAAAAGAAGAACAAGAAGAGUUUGCAAAUGGAUUUACUCCUUUAUUGGGAUUGUCAAGUUCUUUGUCAAGGUUCUUAUCCUCUCCUGUCCUGCAUUGCUGCCUUCUUUUUUCUUCUGACUGUCUCUGCUCAGCUGCCGAAUAUUUAUUUCAAAUUGUUCAUGGAGCCCUUCCCCAAUUGUGUUUUGAUCUAAUUCAUCUGUGCCACCUGCUGAAAUCACUGUUCUUGUCCUGGACUAUCUUUACACGAAACUGGAUCAAGUGUCUUGUGCAAGGUGGUGAGGUAGAAGAGUUCUCAUGCUACUCAAUAUGUCUGUGGGGAGUAUGCUACCGUAUAUUCAAUGUCUUGAUUCUUGACAUUUUGAAGGAACUCUUGAUGAUCCUUAUGAAGAGGUGAUUUAGGUUCAAACUUUUUGUCAUACACGAAACUCUAUAUUCUAUAAUGGUUUUAUCGAAUUAGUUUCUUGUGCCAAAAAAUCAUACUCAUUUUAUUUGCAAUCCAUGGAGCAAGAGCUUUUUUAAAUGUAAAUUUCUUUACUGGAGAUCCUAUGAAAGCUUGCCUCCUUAACUCUU